Messenger RNA from Coccinella septempunctata (seven-spotted ladybird), 554 nucleotides. RefSeq lists its product as uncharacterized. NCBI's taxonomy places the organism in Eukaryota, Metazoa, Arthropoda, Insecta, Coleoptera, Coccinellidae. The transcript is spliced from 2 exons. Gene Ontology annotation, molecular function: zinc ion binding. Bases 131 to 481 code for a protein of 116 amino acids. The record is from RefSeq and is a predicted model, not a curated record.
GACAGAAAAAGAAGUUUUAGAGAAAGUUGUCUGUCUAGAUUCUGGUGAGUUUAAGGUUUUCUCAAGUAAGGUGGGGGACCAAUUUUAUAUAGUCGAUUAUAAUGAAUUGUGUGAUGAUGAUUGUGGAACUAUGUAUUGUGAUAAAUGUAGAAUCUGCAUUCAUAAAUACAAAUGUACUUGUCCAGAAUACACAGUAAAAACUGCAUUAUGUAAACACAUACAUGCAGUUGCUCUGAUCGAAAAGAGAAGCGAUUCUUUUCCAGGUCCAGGUAUUGCUGAAAAUUAUCCAUCUAUUGAUGAACCAUCAACAAGUGGAGUACAGAAGAGGACAGAAAUCAAAGAAUUCCUAGAUGAGACGAUACAGAACCAAAAUACUGUUCUUACUCUAGAUCCAAGCAAAAAACGAGAGAUUGUAAUGAAGGAGAUUUUUAUGAAAUUGGAAUCAUUAGAUGAUGAAGAUUUUGAUAAUAUCGUGGAGUAAUUUUUAACCCAACUCUAUCAGCUCGGUGCACAACUCUAUCAACUCAGUGACUACGUUUAUCGUUACAUGCUUC